Molecule: messenger RNA, 2588 nt
Organism: Prunus mume (Japanese apricot)
Lineage: Eukaryota; Viridiplantae; Streptophyta; Magnoliopsida; Rosales; Rosaceae
Source: RefSeq, a predicted model, not a curated record
CUUAAAACUAAUACAAAUUAGCGCUCAAGAAACCCCAAAAAAAUCAAAAAUUAAAAAUUAAAUAAGAAGAGUGGAAAAGCCUUUCCCUGGAUUUGGGUUUUGUUUCGAUUCCUACACUUUGAACUUUCCCCCUCAGCGCGGAUCAAGCUAAGGCUAGGGUUUUCUCUGAUCGGCGCGAUCCAUCUCCAUCUCCACGGAACGUCACUGUUGAAGCGGUUACAGUAAGUAGCACCUAUCAAAAGCAUUGUUCGCCACUUUGUUGCACAUCAUGAAUUGAGUUGGGUUCUCAAAUGAGUUUAAGGCUUUUGAUAAUGUUAUAGAAUGAUGAAACCAUAUUGGAGGAUAUAUGAGUUUGAGUCUAAUUAAACUGGGAUUGGGCAAUUUGAUGCUUAUGUGAAUGUAGAUCAAAGUAGUCAUUGAGGAUGGAUGAUGAUGGUGACAUUGAUAUUUUUUUCUCCAAUUGGAACAACAAGAAUCCCACAGAUCGCCUUUUUAUUGUCUCUUGCCUUAUCGCUGCUCUAGUUGGAAUUUUGACUAUAGCCUACUCCGCAUUCCAAUGGAGGAGAAAUAUCAAUCUAAGUUGGAUGAAAGCAAUAGCCAGGUCAAAGAAAAAUCCAAAGGCACGUCACAAAGUUCCUAUAGCUCCUCAUACUUGGGUUUUAGAAUCGGUAUCUCGUGGAAAGAACUUGAAUUGCUGUGUAUGCUUAAAGUCCAUGAGCCCUUCUCAAACUCUUGGACCUAUGACAGCUUCAGACAGUUUUAGUCACCGUUGCAGUAUUUGUGGUGCAGCGUCUCACCUAAGCUGCUCUUCUAGUGCGCACAAGGAUUGCAAGUGUGUAUCCAUGAUGGGGUAUGAGCAGGUGAUGCACCAAUGGGCUGUCCGUUGGAAUGAGGUAACAGAUCAACCGGAUGAAACUUCUUUCUGCAGCUUUUGUGAAGAGCCAUGUAGUGGGUCUUUUCUUGGUGGAUCCCCAAUAUGGUGCUGCUUGUGGUGUCAAAGACUGGUACAUGUUGAUUGCCACAGUAGCUUGUCCAAUGAAACAGGUGAUAUUUGUGAUUUAGGUCCAUUCAGAAGGUUGAUUCUAUCCCCUCUUCAUGUAAAGGAAUUGAACCAGACUUCUGCUGGUGGAUUUUUGAGCUCCAUUACUCAGGGGGCCAAUGAGAUAGCCUCUUCAGUACGUGCAACUAUUAGGAGUCAGAGCAAGAAGUCUAAGCAUGGAAAUGAAACCUCUGUUGAUACGGGAAAUAGUGGUAGUACUGGGGAUAUGUCCACAGAAAGCACAGCUGAUACUCAUCAAGCUGUUAAUGGUUCUCAUGAAAUUGAGGAAAACCGUAAUGGUACUUUGAAUGUGGAUUUGCAGCACCAAGAUGGUGAUGUAGAUAGGAAAUUGGAUUCUAAGCCUAGUUUCAAAAUGAGCUCGUCAAGCAAUAAUAAGAAGGUUGAGUCCCAGGUUUUAGGGAUGAAACAAAAAUACGAGUUGAUUGAUUUGUCACCAGAUGCAAGACCCUUGUUAGUUUUUAUCAACAAGAAGAGUGGGGCUCAGCGUGGGAAUUCACUGAGGCAACGAUUGAAUAUUCUUCUCAAUCCUGUUCAGGUUUUUGAGCUGAGCUCAACACAAGGACCGGAGGCGGGUCUUUAUUUAUUCAGAAAGGUGCCGCACUUCAGAGUUCUUGUUUGUGGGGGAGAUGGUACUGUUGGUUGGGUUCUGAAUGCCAUAGAAAAGCAAAACUUGUCGCCUCAUACAGUUGCUAUUCUACCUGCCAGAAUGGGGAAUGAUCUAGCUAGAGUUUUGUCAUGGGGAGGUGGUUUGGGCUCAGUGGAGAGACAAGGAGGCCUUUGCACAGUUUUGCACCACAUAGAGCAUGCUGCAGUAACCAUUCUUGAUCGUUGGAAGGUAGCAAUUGUAAAUCAACAGGGGAAGCAGCUUCAAUCGCCAAAGUUUAUGAACAACUAUCUCGGAAUUGGGUGUGAUGCAAAGGUUGCUCUGGACAUUCAUAAUCUACGGGAGGAGAAUCCAGAGAAGUUUUAUAAUCAGUUCAUGAAUAAAGUCCUUUAUGCAAGAGAAGGUGCUAAGGGUAUAAUGGAUAGAACAUUUGUGGAUUUUCCUUGGCAAGUUCGAGUUGAAGUAGAUGGUGUUGAGAUAGAGGUCCCUGAGGAUGCUGAAGGUGUACUUGUUGCGAAUAUUGGAAGCUACAUGGGCGGUGUAGAUUUGUGGCAAAAUGAAGAUGAAACUUAUGAUAAUUUUGAUCCACAAUCUAUGCAUGAUAAAAUACUUGAGGUUGUGAGCAUUUCUGGAACAUGGCACCUUGGGAAACUUCAGGUUGGGCUUUCUCGUGCUCGAAGACUGGCCCAGGGGCAGUCAAUUAAGAUACAUCUCUUUGCUGCAUUGCCUGUUCAGGUUGAUGGGGAGCCUUGGUUUCAGCAACCUUGUACAUUGGCUAUAUCCCACCAUGGCCAGGCCUUCAUGUUGAAGAGGGCUGCUGAGGAGCCACUUGGUCAUGCAGCUGCCAUUAUCACUGAUGUUGUUGAGAAUGCUAAGACCAACCAUGUAAUAAGGGGAGUGGAGAAGCGAGCGAGGCUGACUUAG